This is a messenger RNA of Orycteropus afer afer, 1608 nucleotides long. The record is from RefSeq and is a predicted model, not a curated record. NCBI's taxonomy places the organism in Eukaryota, Metazoa, Chordata, Mammalia, Tubulidentata, Orycteropodidae.
AUGGAGAUUCAGGACUCAGUGGUCAUUGAGGAUGUGGCCGUGGUCUUUACUCAGGAAGAGUGGGCUUUGCUGGAUCUUGCUCAGAGGAAACUCUACAGAGAUGUCAUGAUGGAAACCUUGAGCAACCUGGCCUCAGUAGGUUCUAGGUGUGAACGUAAGGAAUGUUGUAAAACUGACAUUCAACCUUUAAAUGUUUUGUAUAAAAAAUUUCAUAAUAGAGAUAAGCCUUAUGAAUGUAAGGAAUGUGGGAAAGCCUUUAGUCGUUCUUCACUCCUCACGUCACAUAUAAAAACUCACAGUGAAGAGAGGCCUUUGGAGUGUAAGCAGUGUGGGAAAGCUUUUAGUUGGCCCUCAGAUCUCACUACACAUAUGCGAACUCACAGUGGAGAGAGGCCUUUUGAAUGUAAGCAGUGUGGGAAAGCCUUUAGUCAGACUUCAUCCCUCACUACACAUAUAAGAACUCACAGUGGAGAGAGGCCUUAUGAGUGUAGGGACUGUGGGAAAGCCUUUAGUCAGGCCUCCUCCCUUACUCAACACAGAAGAACUCACAGUGGAGAGAGACCUUAUGAAUGUAAGCAGUGUGGAAAAGCUUUUAGUCAGUCCUCCAUCCUCAAUCAACAUAGAAGGAUUCACAGUGGAGAGAGGCCUUAUGAAUGUAAGGAAUGUGGGAAAGCCUUUACUUGUUCCUCACACCUCACUACACAUAUAAAAACUCAUAAUGGAGAGAGGCCUUAUAAAUGUAAAGAAUGUGGGAAAGCCUUCAGUUGGUCCUCACACCUCACGUCACAUCUAAAAAUUCAUAGUGGAGAGAGGCCCUAUAAAUGUAAACAAUGUGGGAAAGCAUUUAGUCAGGCCUCACACCUCAACAUACAUGUAAGAACCCACAGUGGAGAGAGACCUUACGAAUGUAAGGAAUGUGGGAAAGCCUUUAGGUGUUCCUCCCACUUCACUAUACAUAGAAGGACCCACAGUGGAGAGAGGCCUUAUGAAUGUAAGGAAUGUAGGAAAGCCUUCAGUCGUUCCUCACUCCUCACUUCACAUAGAAGAACUCACAGUGGAGUGAGGCCUUAUGAAUGUAAGGAAUGUGGGAAAGCCUUCAGUCAGGCAUCACACCUCACGACACACAUAAGAACUCAUAGUGGGGAGAGACCUUAUCAAUGUAAGGAAUGUGGGAAAGCCUUCAGUCAGACCUCAGCCCUCAGUACACAUAGAAGAAUUCACAGUGGAGAAAGGCCUUAUGAAUGUAAGGAAUGUCGGAAAACCUUUAUUGAUUCCUCAGCCCUCACUAAACAUGUAAGAACUCACAGUGGAGAGAGGCCUUAUGCGUGUAAGGAAUGUGGGAAGGCUUUUAUGGAUUCAUCAGCCCUCAGUAAGCAUAUGCGAACUCACAGUGGAGCAAGGUCUUUUGAAUGUAAGGAAUGUGGGAAAACGUUUAGUCGUUCUUCACACCUUACUUCUCACAUAACGACUCACAGCGGAGACACUACUCUGUUUUGUCACCCUGAAGCUGCUGAUGGUCUGUGCGGACGACACCUGUAUUCUCCUGUCACCUGUAUUCCGUCCCCAAAUCCUCCCCGAGACACCGCCUACGUGGCCGUGUUGAAUUAG